This is a messenger RNA of Rotaria socialis, 2004 nucleotides long. Lineage: Eukaryota; Metazoa; Rotifera; Eurotatoria; Philodinida; Philodinidae. The record is from the annotation of a GenBank genome assembly.
AUGAGUUUUUUGUCGAGAAUUUCUUCGCGAAGUCUCUGUCCAAGUUUAAAUUCAUUAAAGUCCAAUGUUCUAUCACGUUCGCUAGCAGUACAAACUCCUCAAUCACGUAACACAGAUGCUAAACACAGUACUGGCGCUCGAGUUGCUUCAAAUUAUAAAAUUAUCGAUCAUGAAUAUGAUGCUGUCGUAGUCGGAGCUGGUGGUGCUGGUCUUCGUGCCGCCUACGGUUUAUCAACAGCUGGUUUUAAAACAGCUGUUAUUAGUAAAUUAUUUCCAACACGUAGUCAUACAGUUGCUGCUCAAGGUGGUAUUAAUGCUGCUCUUGGCAACAUGGAAAAUGACGAUUGGCGAUGGCACAUGUAUGAUACAGUUAAAGGUUCCGAUUGGCUCGGUGAUCAAGAUGCGAUACAUUAUAUGGCUGAAGAAGCUCCACGUGCUGUUGUUGAACUUGAAAAUAUUGGUAUGCCAUUCAGUCGAACACCUGACGGAAAAAUUUUACAACGUGCCUUUGGUGGUCAAUCGUAUGAUUUUGGUAGAGGUGGUCAAGCACGUCGUUGCUGUUGUGUAGCUGAUCGUACAGGCCAUGCUAUGUUACAUACACUCUAUGGCCAAUCGCUUAAAUACAAUACCGAAUAUUUCAUUGAAUAUUUUGCACUUGAUUUAUUCAUGAAUAAAGAUAAUACACAAUGUAUUGGUGUUGUUGCAAUGAAUCUUGAAGAUGGUAGUAUUCAUCGUUUCCAUGCUAAUAAUACAGUUAUAGCUACUGGAGGUUAUGGUCGUACAUUUUUUUCAUGUACAUCAGCUCACACAUGUACAGGUGAUGGUAAUGCAAUGUUUACUCGUGCUGGCCUUAAAAAUCAAGAUUUAGAAUUCGUUCAAUUUCAUCCAACUGGUAUUUAUGGUGCAGGUUGUCUCAUUACAGAAGGUUCUCGUGGUGAAGGUGGUUUUCUUGUCAAUAGCAAAGGUGAACGUUUCAUGGAACGUUACGCACCAGUUGCUAAAGAUCUUGCAUCACGUGAUGUCGUUUCACGAGCUAUGACUAUCGAAAUUCGUGAAGGACGUGGUGUUGGCAAAGAUAAAGAUCAUAUCUAUCUUCAAUUAAAUCAUUUAGAUCCAAAAUUAUUACAUGAACGUUUACCGGGUAUUAGUGAAACAGCUAUGAUCUUCUCCGGUGUUGAUGUAACUAAACAACCCAUACCUGUCUUACCAACUGUUCAUUAUAAUAUGGGUGGUAUACCAACAAAUUAUAAGGGUCAAGUUAUCCAAGAGAAAAAUGGCAAAGAUGUUAUCGUCAAAGGUUUAUAUGCUGCAGGUGAAGCUGCAUGUGCUAGCGUUCAUGGCGCCAAUCGUCUCGGAGCCAAUUCUCUAUUGGAUCUGGUCGUUUUCGGACGAGCAUGUGCCAAAACAAUUACAGCUGAAAAUAAACCCGGAGAAAAAUUUGGAGAACUUCCAUCGAAUGCUGGCGAAGCUUCAAUUGCUAAUCUAGAUAAAUUACGAAAUGCUAAUGGGUCAAUAUCAACUGCCGAACUUCGCUUAAAGAUGCAGAAGACUAUGCAAGCACAUGCUGCUGUAUUCCGUGAUGGUGAAACAUUGAAGAAAGGUUGUAAGGCAAUGGAUGAUGUCUUUCAACUACAAAAAGAUCUCAACGUUAAAGAUCGUGGUAUCAUUUGGAAUACAGAUUUAAUUGAAACACUUGAACUACAAAAUUUACUACUCAAUGCCAUGCAAACAAUUUACGGUGCUGAAGCCCGAAAAGAAAGUCGAGGUGCACAUGCCAGAGAAGAUUUUCCCCAUCGUGUUGAUGAAUAUGAUUAUACAGAUGUGGCAAAGAAUCCAAUAGCUAACCAAAAGAAGAAACCAUUUGAUGAACAUUGGCGUAAACAUACUUUAUCAUAUACGGAUCCUGAAACGGGCAAAACAACAUUAUCAUACCGAGCAGUUAUUGAUACAACAUUGGAUCAAAGUCGUUGCUCAUCAGUACCACCAAAACCACGUGUUUAUUAA